AUGCGCCAACUUCGUGAGACGUUGGCCAAGACAUGCGACGAGAAGGAUGCAAUCUUUCGGGACCUGCUCUCCACACGCGAUUCCCAAGCCCAAGUAGAACAACUGCUCAGGGAUGCCUUGGACGACGCGGAACUCAAGGAAAGGCAAAUGCAAGAUCUUAAACAUCAAUUACAACAAGCUCAAGAGGCGCUCAACCGUGCUUCCUUAGAUUCAAAGACAAGCGACGCUCUCUCACAGCUAGAGAUCAAGAAUCUGCAAGAGGAAAAUGAACUACAGAAGGCCGACAUCGAACUACUUGAAGAUGAAAAUGAAGGCCUCAAGAGCGUGAUUGAAGACUAUGAGAAAGAGAUUAAAGUCCAGCAGAAUCAGAUCGGUAUCCUUUACAUGAAAGCAACUGCAUCAGAGAGGGAUAUCGAGGCGCUGCAAGCAACGAUCCAAAUCAAGAAAGAGUUCGACACCAGAGCAGUUCAAGAUAGUUUCAGUGAUGGACGAGAUAGCUAUGAUACCCGUUCGGGGCAACAUCCAAUCAUCAACCCUCCUGGCACAUCUGCUUCGCCUACUCCCACAACUACUUCAAGAAGCUCCUCAGCGACAGCUAAAUCUGAAGAUAGCACAAGCGCUCACGGUUCAGUUUCAAAUUCCCAGGAUGGACUCUCACCUCCCGCUGAGUCAUCUUCUGGUACGAGAACGUUGAGAAGAGGAGAUGCGAUUCAGUACGAAGGGUUUUCCUAUCCCAAAGAACAUGCGGUCCCUGAUUGCGUCCCGGCGCGCAAGGGACGUCACCAAUUUUCUGGUACUGGAAGUAACGCCUAUUAUACACACUUCAGCUGCAAACAUUGCCACUUCAAAUGCAAGGAACCCAAACCAAAGUCCAAGAAAGGUGUUGAACUACUUCGCUGA
Messenger RNA from Psilocybe cubensis, 900 nucleotides. RefSeq lists its product as uncharacterized. The transcript has a single exon. The record is from RefSeq and is a predicted model, not a curated record. The coding region runs from base 1 to 900 and encodes 299 amino acids. NCBI's taxonomy places the organism in Eukaryota, Fungi, Basidiomycota, Agaricomycetes, Agaricales, Agrocybaceae.